CAUGUGUCUGUGUGCGUGCGCGUGCAUGUGUCUGUGUGCCUGCGCGUGCAUGUGUCUGUGUGCCUGCGCGUGCAUGUGUCUGUGUGCCUGCGCGUGCAUGUGUCUGUGUGCCUGCGCGUGCAUGUGUCUGUGUGCCUGCGCGUGCAUGUGUCUGUGUGCCUGCGCGUGCAUGUGUCUGUGUGCCUGCGCGUGCAUGUGUCUGUGUGCCUGCGCGUGCAUGUGUCUGUGUGCCUGCGCGUGCAUGUGUCUGUGUGCCUGCGCGUGCAUGUGUCUGUGUGCCUGCGCGUGCAUGUGUCUGUGUGCGUGCGCGUGCAUGUGUCUGUGUGCCUGCGCGUGCAUGUGUCUGUGUGCCUGCGCGUGCAUGUGUCUGUGUGCGUGCGCGUGCAUGUGUCUGUGUGCUCCGCUCCCAAGUGGGAAGGCCGGUUACGAGGGCUCGUCCGAGGAGUACAUCGAGGCGAACAUCCAGCUGGCCCUGGCGCUCAUCCGCCGGCUGCAUGGCGCCACGGGCACCACCGCCAAGAUCGUGCUGCCAGACGGGCCUGAGAAACGUCGCUGCUCUCGUCGGUUCAAGGCUGCAUUUGACAUGACUGACGGCGUCUCUCUGGGUUGCUUGGAGGACGACCCAGUGGCAGCAGGGGGCGAGACAGGGGUGGCCAGCCAAAGUCAGCAGAGCAGCGGUGGUGGCGGUGGCUUCUUCUCGUCGCUCAAGAACGCCCUUGACCUCGACUUUGGCGGGGAGGAGAAAGGCGAGUGGCUGAUCCCCUGCCGCUCCGACCUCUACGUCAUCACCAACUGCAGCUGCCAGGAGCUGCCCGCUGUCGAGCGCUACAUGGAGAAGCUCCCUGCUGGCACUCCAGUGCUGCUGUUCAACCUGGAGCUCGACACCCUCAGAGCCGACCUGGGGCUGCUGGGCUUCCCCCCCAAGGACCUGCACUACCGCUUCCUCGCGCAGUUCCUCCCUGUCUUCUACCUCCGCACACGCGACUACUCCAAGAGUGUGGCUGUAGCCCCGUUUAUUCUAAACUACAGUGGAGCGCUCUUCAGAAUGUACCCAGCGCCCUGGCAGGUGAUGCUGAAGCAGGAGCGCACCGGCUCCUACGUGUGUGUGGCGGAGGGCCCGCAGCGAUUUGCCCUGGGAGAGGUGAAGGAGGAGCUGCAGCGGUCGUUGGGGCUGGAAGACGAGGAGGGGUCCACCAUGCAGUUCCUGCGGCGGGGGUACAAGACCACAACGUGGUGGGAAGAGAAGUCGGAGCAAGAGCAGUCCACGCAAUGGAGAAGCUGAGCAACCUAUCGCCUUUCUUGUGUUCUUCCAACUGGUGUGCUGCUGAGUCCUGCCAUAAAGUCAUUUGUUUUUCAUUACUGAUGAGUUAGAACGAUCUGUAGGAAGUCCCUGAUAUGGUAAUAAAAAGCACACACAAUC
Molecule: messenger RNA, 1420 nt
Organism: Closterium sp. NIES-67
Lineage: Eukaryota; Viridiplantae; Streptophyta; Zygnematophyceae; Desmidiales; Closteriaceae
Source: the annotation of a GenBank genome assembly